UUUUCCUUCAUGACUGAGCAAAUAGACCUGGGAUACGAGGAAUGAUAGCUUAUGUUUAUGCCUAUAAAACAUUUAACCAGUUACGAACAUUUUGAUUUGGGACUCCAACGACCAUUGCUUUAAUAUACAAAACACUGGAAAAUGUAUACCGUAGGAUCAACAUUGUUGAUCUUAUCCUGUCUUGGACUAUUGUCACCGUCUGCUAGCGUUUCUGUUAAGGAUGUUUCCGGUGCAGAAGAACAAGAGGAGCCUAUAAGUGCUACAAUAGCGGGAAUAACGUCUGCUGCAGCAGCCGCUGUUAGCGCGGGAACAAGUGUGGCGGGAACAACUAUGAGUGCGUUAAUGAGUGACGGUUAUGCUGUCACGUGCGGAAUCGAAGUUGAAAACUGGACGAAAUAUGCAUUUACAAUACCAAUUGCUCAUGUAAAAGGUGGGACGCUUUCCGUUCCGCCAAUUGCAAUAUUACCGGCGAAGAGAGAGGUAAUGAUUUCUCAUAAAGCGUCCGGUACAGCCACGGGGGUGUAUGGGACCGUUUCAUGGCUGAUAGAAUCGCCGGGUGCUAGCCAUCAGCGUCGACUUGUGGUGAUGUGGUCUGCGCCGUAUGACUUCAACUUGCACAGUAACACGCUUGCCGUAGGGCUGACUUCUCCUGGGGAUAUAACACAUCCCUCGGGGCCGACAUGGUUCGACAAGAUGUAUUACGACGAGCAAAUUGCCACAUUGAAGUACAUAAAGAAAGAGUUCAUACGUGAUUUCUCCCCGAUCAUCUACGAGGAUACAGAUUAUCAAGUUGUCGCCACGAUGGGGUCCAGCCACAAAGCACAGGUCAAGAUUCAUAUAAGACCCAAAAACUUUGAUGAUCUGGCGGCAAACAUCAAAAGUCAAAUCCAGAGGAAAAAAUAAACUGAACUGCACUGUCACAUACCACUCUACAUUAUGUUACGAUGAUUUAGAGUGUCGCUCUGUGUUUCAUCUGUACAUGUAUUAUUAUUAAUGACAUUUCUCUUAAAUUUAGUUUCAGAAAUUAGUUUGCUUUUAAAAUAUUUUUCGGAUAACAAAAACCUUCAUUUGAUAAAAAAUAAGAAUUUCA
Molecule: messenger RNA, 1090 nt
Organism: Mercenaria mercenaria
Lineage: Eukaryota; Metazoa; Mollusca; Bivalvia; Venerida; Veneridae
Product: tereporin-Ca1-like
Exons: 1
Coding region: 142-903 (253 amino acids)
Source: RefSeq, a predicted model, not a curated record